AUCAACAACAGUUCAGCCCACCCGAGCAACCUCAACAGGACUUCGUCUUGUUCGACCACCCUCGGACCAAUCAACCUAGGCACUCAGCUGCACAAGCUGCCUUUAGUCUCAACCAACGUCGUCACUCGUCUCAUCAUCUUCGCCAGCACCAAGCGCAAGGUCGCGUACAGCCUCAUCACAACCAUCGAUUCGCUCGGAUUCAGGCUUCUGGCCCACUUCUACGCUUCAUCCGCCCCGUCCUCCUCGGCCGCAUUGAAUCGUCGUCAGCGCCCGCCUGUCCCGUUGUUUUCCCAGAGCAGUCACGAACAAGUAACUCCCAAGAUGGACCUGCAAGACUUGGAUCUUGAUGACUUUACUGGCUUUGAGGGCGGCGCCUCUACCACCUACUCAUCGCCCGUCAUGCCCUCUGUCUUUGACCUCGGCGGAAGCGCGUCUGGUGCCAGUCACUUGGGAACAGUGUCUCCUCAGGACUUGCUUAUCCAGGAGCCCUUCAUGUCUGCUCCAAAUUCGACGGCUUUGACAGCUUUGACCUCGCCCUCUGUCUACAACGAGUCUCCGGAGUUUAACGAUAGCUAUGAUGUCUCUCCCAACUUCGGUACUGGCGACUUCGGCACUGGUGAUUUCGACUCUGCCUCGGGUGACUCAUGGUUUCCAUUGUUCCCCCAAGAUCCAGCACCAGCCAGUAAGGACGCUGUUGCCGACAAACAGCAACUGGUCGAGCAGUCGUCUGCCACCAAUGCUGAUGACCUCGAGGUUGUUGAGUGCUCGUCUUCCUCUGGACAUCGCAAAUCUGCCAACUCAUCUCCCUCCGGCUCCGCACGUCAUUCCUCCGUUUCGGGUGUUAACUCUCGUCGACGAGACAAGCCGUUGCCUCCCAUCAUCGUUGAGGACCCCAGUGACACUAUCGCCAUGAAGCGAGCUAGGAAUACCCUUGCUGCUCGCAAGUCUCGCGAGCGCAAGGCACAACGGUUUGAAGACCUUGAGGAGAAAAUCCGCAAAUUGGAAGCGGAGCGCGAUCACUGGAAGAGCAUUGCUUUGGGUCGUUCUUGAAUUGUCGGGCUGGAACGUAUUAGUGAACUUGGAGGGGAUCCCCAGACCGCAUGUGGUCCAUUUUCUCCCUUCAUCUUUAUUUCCUUCAAU
Molecule: messenger RNA, 1140 nt
Organism: Colletotrichum navitas
Lineage: Eukaryota; Fungi; Ascomycota; Sordariomycetes; Glomerellales; Glomerellaceae
Product: bZIP transcription factor
Exons: 3
Coding region: 322-1050 (242 amino acids)
Biological process (GO): positive regulation of cellular response to amino acid starvation
Cellular component (GO): transcription regulator complex
Molecular function (GO): RNA polymerase II cis-regulatory region sequence-specific DNA binding; DNA-binding transcription factor activity, RNA polymerase II-specific
Source: RefSeq, a predicted model, not a curated record